UGUGAAUGCACUGGGACGGUGAGCUGGAACUCGCCAUAUCUUUAACAGUGAUUUCAUAGCUCGUCUUGGAUCAGAAUGGAAGGGCGACACGACAGUUCACCCAUGCAGGCUUUCGAUAAGGACGUUUUGGAAAUGACUUGUGAAGAUGUUUAUGACAUUUCUUACGUGAUCGGCAGAGAUUUAUUAAAAGUCAACACAGGUAGCCGGGAAUUCUCGGAUUUACAGUUCAAAAUCGUCCGUGUGCUGGAAAUGUUUGAGAGUAUGGUGAACAAAUACAACCUGUCGCUGGAGGAGCUGAGGAUGGAACUGGAUAACAUGAAACGAGAAAUGGAAAGAGUUGUAGCAGAAGGUUCAAGUGGUAAUGAUAGCAAUACUGUUGGGCCAAACAAACUAGUCGUGGACUUAAAAGACCCAAACCGACCACGAUUCACCAUGCAGGAGUUAAAGGAAGUUCUGCAGGAGAGAAAUAACCUUAAAGCCCAGCUGUUGCUGGCCCAAGAGGAGCUACAGCUCUACAAGAGUGGGGUCCUGGGAUCAGAGCAGAAGAUGGUGGAAGUAAAUCUGGAGACUCUUCCUCAGUCAGAACCCGCACCCUCCAGUAUUACAGAGGAGCCCAAAGAGAAGAGCACCAUUCAGAAACUGUUUUCAUUUCGGCAAAAAUAGCUGCUCGGAUUUGUCACAAACUAAAACACAUUUGAGACGAGCAAAACCCCUUUUGAGAGGGUGAGGAGAGAUGGGAAGAAGUGAUCUCAUAGUUUUUUGUUUUUUUUUUAACAGCACUGACCCAUUUCUGGUUGGAAAUCCUUACUCCUACUCAGUGUUUUUAAUUGUGUAGAUUUUUAACUCUGGUUGUGACUGUUCUCAUUUCAUUUGUUGUUGAGUGUGAAGCCAAAUGUCUCUAAACAUCUCCAGUAGCUAAUGCAUUACAGACGGUACAGACCAUUCAUCCUUUACCACAGUAUACUUUACUGAAAUAUUAUAUGACAUUACUAGAAAGAAUUUUUAUGAAUUUUAAGAAAAAAAAAAUUGUCAUUUUAUGAAUAACACAAAACAAAAGCUUGUUUGAGAGCUUACUGAAUUAGAAACCCUCUUCAGUCUGUGUCUGUUGACAAGCUUUAGAAUGAAAACUAUCCAUAUGAUUUUGCACUUUCUUGUUCUAAUUUUAAUUAACACUAAGGGAACACUAGGGAUAGUUAAAAUUGAGGUACUAAAACAUGAAAAAGGCUGCUGUAGGUGUGUAGUGCACUGAAUCUUAUAUGAAGUGGUUAAUUGUGAGCCAUAUGAAUGUAAAAAUUCACUUUUAUUGGCUUGCAGUAUUAGCUGUAACUAAAGACUGGACAAAUUUUAUAACAGCUCAAGAGUUGAUUUUUUUCCUGCAGUACUAGGUAUUAAGAAAUGUUGUUCUGAAAACAUGGGCCUUGUACAUAAAUUACUGAGUUAACUGGAUUUAAUGUGGAGUUGCAUAACAUGCAUGAGAUUGAAUUAUUUAAAUACUUAAAAAAAAAAAUAGUAUAUUUGGCCCUCUUACAUAAGUAAGCUUUCAAAAUCAAGGAUCUCUAGUUUUCAACCAGCUAUUAUUCCUUUGCUUUUAUAAAGACUUGUAUUACUUGUUUGACAUGUGAAGAACUGUUUUAUAAAGGUUUUCUUGAGUACAACUUUUUUUUAAUCAAUCCGACUUCCGACCUGGUGUGUUUUUCCCCUAUGUGUUUAUAUUGAUGUUUCCUAUAUAAUGUUUUUAUAUUCGAAACACAAUAAAAAAAAUCUUUUUGUCACACAUCUUUUUUUGUA
This is a messenger RNA of Labeo rohita (rohu), 1788 nucleotides long. RefSeq names its product Rab interacting lysosomal protein-like 2 (gene rilpl2). The record is from RefSeq and is a predicted model, not a curated record. Gene Ontology annotation, molecular function: protein dimerization activity. Bases 76 to 663 code for a protein of 195 amino acids. NCBI's taxonomy places the organism in Eukaryota, Metazoa, Chordata, Actinopteri, Cypriniformes, Cyprinidae. The transcript is spliced from 4 exons.